This is a messenger RNA of Monodelphis domestica (gray short-tailed opossum), 1634 nucleotides long. It is a transcript of the gene FAM240A, whose product is annotated as family with sequence similarity 240 member A. NCBI's taxonomy places the organism in Eukaryota, Metazoa, Chordata, Mammalia, Didelphimorphia, Didelphidae. The record is from RefSeq and is a predicted model, not a curated record.
UCAGCAGCCUUGCCAAAUUGCUUUGGCAAACGAGAGUUUGUUCAGCUAAAUGCAGAAAGUGUCUGAGGCAGGAUUUGAACCAGAUCGUCUUUAAUCUGAGAGUAGCACUCUAGCCACUACCCACGCUGAUGCACUUUAUCGGAAAACACAACUUGAAAGGCUUAUUUCUACUCGAAUUUCUGGGAGCCACAGCGAUAGUUCUGUGUUAUAAUCCAGUCUUGUCCUGAGAUUAGCAGCUCUGCAGGACAACAUAUUUUGCUAAAUCAUCCUGUAAGGCAAGCCCAAAGUGUGAUUUGUCACCCCAUUCCAAUCUCCCGGACCCUUUGAGGGGGUGGAACGGAGCUUUGCCAAGAGCCACAGCCCAGUUGAAAGGGAUAAUCUCGUGGGUAACUUCAAUAACAACCCCGAGGUGUUGCCAAGUCAUGGUAUUUGUCACACCUGCCAAAACAGAAGUUUGCAUGCUCGGAGGUGAGGUGGUGGGAGCGGCGGAUGGGAUUUGGUCCUAGCCACGCACCUCUCCCUCACAGGGAAGACGGGAUGUUCUAGAGCCAGCCUACUCCAAUCAAGCUACUCAUUUGGCUCAAAUAGCCUUGUUCCACUGAAGGAUUUAUGUAACCCCUCCGCCCCGAAUAUAAAGGGCUGAAAUGGUGAGCUUUCACCAUCGCUCCUGCUGACCUCACUAGUCCCUCAGUACAGAAGAAACUAGAGCCGCACUUAGAGCACUCAUUCAACUUUGCACCCAUCAAGACCCAAUUUGGAAGCCACAUUCAGCAGAAAGUUCUUCAGAAUGAAGCAAUGAGUUGUAUGGGAUUGAGAAAAAGGAAGUAAGGAUAUUUGUCUGAGUUGAGAAAAUGAAUAAUCAAUACAUCCGAAGGGAAGUCUUUUGCUGUGAAACCUGUCAUGAUCUUAAAAGCUUCUGGGAGAAAGAAAUUGGCAAACAAACUUGCUAUCGGGAACUGGAAGAAGACCGUCAGGGAAGAAGUGCCCUGACAAAGCUCAGAGAUGAAUGGAAGCAAAUGUUGGAAAGAAGGUUAAAGAUGCUGGACAAUCCUGAUGAGAAUGAAAAAUCCACCAAUGUUCACUGAGAGCUUCCUGCAUUGGAGAAAAUAAGGAACUGAAAUCACUUUUCUGGGGGAAUCCAAUGCAAAUGCUUGAAUUACUUUGAUUUACUAAAUGGAAUGAAUAUUUGUUGUCCCAUUUGAGAGGGGAUUAGAAUGGGAAACCUCUUCCAGUGUUAAUGGGGACUAUUAACCAACCUAAUAUUCUGUGUAUCCAUAACCUCCAAUCUAUCAAAAAGCUCCAGACUUAACUAAUAUAGGCAGUGCUCUGGAUUAGCACCAUAUAAAAGUUUCAGACAUCUAGGCGCCAGAAUUCAUUUCCAUAUCAUUAUCCAUCCCCUCAUUUUAAAAUCUAAAUCCUUUACAUUUCAAGAACACCUAGAUGCCUGAUAUCAGUGGUAACAUCCCUAACAAUAGAAUAUAAUUCUGCUUUGCCAUUUCUCCUGGAAAAUUAGAUUCUUAAGAUAAUCUUUCUUCCUUUCAUCCUCUUCUUUUCUUUCUUUGGUGAAUACAGGAAGCUACCAACUGCACAAACUAUUACAAAUUCAUUAAAAAUGUAGCUAGAAUAUAAAUCAA